AUGGCAUCUAAAAACAGCCAACGGCUGUCAACUCAACAUGAUAUACAAGCAAUCGACAAAUUUGUUGAACAUUUAAAUGGAACAGUAAAUUCAUUAUUCGCUCAGCUUAUAAAUAGCGGCGAUAAUAUAGAUGAAAUCGAUCGUAAAAUGGUUGAUCAUAUUCGUAAACGCAUUUUGACAACUGAUGCAUCAAAAGUUCUUGAUAGUCAUCAAAGAGUUGUUGCUGCGUUGCAGGUAAUAGUCGAUUAUGCUUAUCCUGUAUUACUUCUUCGACAUUCAGCACCUAAUGCAGUGUCUACAUUGAUAUCACUAAUUGACUGGAUGUUUAUUCCUAAACUUGUUGAACGUGAAUGGCUGCCAGAAAUAACUCAGCUCUUUGAUCAAACAGUAGAUUCCUUUUUUGUGAUUCAUAGUUCAAAUCAAGGUAAUGAGCUUGGGGUCAAUCAAAUUUCUGCAAAAAAUGCUUUUGCAUUGCUAUUGAAAAUGCUUAAUUCUGUUUAUGAAACAAAAACUGGUCGAAUUCAUACAAAAAUUAUGAAAAUUGUUCAAGCAUGCUGUCAUAGUAAAUUUGUACGUCGAAGUGAACUUGGAAUUAUAAUGGCAGAAGAUUUCUUUGGGCUUAUUUCAUACAUAUUGUAUGAACCUAUAUUCAUGCCUCCAAAAGAACACAUUACUGGUUCAACAUACAAAUUUUCUUGGUCUGAUUUCCGAUAUGAUGAAGUAGACCUUAAAGACGAGGAGAAGGUAGAGUCAAAACUUCCAGCACGUCUACGACGUUUUGAAUCAAGACUUGUUCUUCCCAUCGUUAUUUGUCUAUUACUUGGCCUCAAGAAUGAUGAACGUAAUGAAGAAAAAAAAAUUACAAAUUACCAUUUUGAAAUCAUUGCUAACCUAAUUCAACAAAUUUCUACCACUCAUCCACAAUAUAUUGAAUGGAAUUUUUUGGUUGAUACAUUGAAAAAAGCAUCCAAUGCUAAUGCUCAUGAAAUUAUAUGUAGUCUAUUAUAUGAUUCGAUGCGUAAUGUAGACGGAUCACGUACAUUGAUUUUUAUUUUCGAAAAAUUGUAUAUAACAAAUUCUCUUCACAAGAUAGAACGAAAUCUUGUAUCAGAUAUGUGGAAAAUGUUUGAUAUUACUUCAAAAUUUGAACAAUAUUUAUUAUCUACCAUAAAAUGCGAAGAUGAUUUGAAACAAAAAACAGAUGUAAUUUGGAAUGCGUUUACACAAUCUGUUGGUGAUAAAUUUCAUGAAUUUGCAUCAAUUAUUGCUCCAAUGUUCGUACAAUGCUUGAUAGUAGGUCAAAAGAAGGGAUUAAAUAUUGAAUGUGGCAUAAAAUUAUCGACUGUAGCAGAAGAAAUGAUUCAUUUUUUUUUUGACAUUCUUCCUACAACUUCAUUCGGACAAACUUUAUCAUGCAUAUUUGCAUUAUUAAAAUUUAUUUUCAAUGAAGAAGAUUGUCAUAAGAUUCUUUUAACAAAUAUUAUUCCACGUAUUCAAACAGAAACAGGUUUUUACUGUCUUGUGCACAGUAAAACAUUUUUGGAUGACUUUCAUAUGGUAUUAGACGCACUUAAAACAUCGAAAUCUAAUGAGACUCUGAAAAAAAUUAUUUCCAUAAUUCUUCACAUAUUAACUGUGAUCAAUGAAAUGAAAUUAACAAAAGAUGAAUAUUUAUCAGUUACAAAAAUUCUUACAGAAUUAUGUGAAGAUAUUGAAUAUGGAAUAUUGACACGAGAAAUAUCAAUGCAAAAUCUUGGUGACUUUUUGCAAAUGCUCAAUCAUGAUGAAAGUUAUAUAAGUACUUGUGCUAUUAAAUUAAUUGCUGCUACAUUUGAUAUGAAACUAAAAGAGCGCGAAUUAUUACUGAAAAAUUAUGGUUUAUCAACACGAAUAAUGAAAACACGUAGUAAAAAAAAUGAUGAUUCAUUAUCAGGAUUACCUCAAUUCUUUUCAGUUGAUGAAAUUAAGAAUAUCAAUGGACUUAGUUUUUCAUCAACACUUGAAAAAGAACAUUUUUCUCAGGUUAAAGAAUUUUUAGAAAAAGAAAUUGACACUACACAUCAUAGUCAAUCAACAUGUGGUUCGGCUCGAAAUCAAUUAUUAAACAACGUUCAGAAUGACGUCACAUCUCAACCAGCGCCUGUAAGCGAUUAUAUACCGAUGGUUAUGACAAAAACAACACGUGAAAAUUUGUUGAUUAUUAUUGAAGCAGCAAAAAAUCCGAUACCACUACUUUUAGAAGGUGCUACUGGUGUAGGAAAAUCAGCCACGAUUACUGAAGCUGCACAUUCAUUCGGUGCAACUUUAGUUCGUUUUAAUCUUUCAUCACGAUCAACAGAAGAUGAUCUUUUUGGAAAAUUGAAUAUAAAUCGUUAUGGUAUAACAAUGAAUUAUCAACCAUUUACAAUUGCAUUUGAAAAAGGUUAUUGGAUUUUGCUUGAUGAAAUUAAUCUUGCACCAUCGCAAACAUUACAAGCAUUGAUUGCUUCCCUUGACACAGGUAAAAUUACUUUAAAAGAUCCAUCACAGACAAAUUCCGUCAAAAUUAUUCAUCGUCAUCCUGAUUUUCGUCUAUUUGCAACACAAAAUCCGAAUUCUGGUUUUUUUAAAGGUAAAAGAGAAGAUUUAUCAUCAUCAUUGCUUUCUCGUUUCGUACCUGUUAUAUUUCGUAAACUGCCUGAUGAUGAAUGGGUUGAUGUAAUUGUCAGUCGAUUAGAAAGUUUAAAACCAUUAGAAACAAAUAAAAGUUUAAGAAAAAUGGCUGAACAAAUAAUUAAAUUUCAUACAACAGUUGAAACUUUAAUUCAAGGUGAUUUAUCAAGUACGCAACGUAAGCAAACAUUUCCAGAAAUUGGACCCUAUGCUGAAAUAUCAAUUCGUGAAUUACUUCGAUUAACAUCACAUAUUACAUUACUAAUGAAAUCGAAGAUUUGGAAACCAAUUGAUACAGAUGAAGGAAAACAAUUACUCUCAAGUGAAAUGUGGACAAUAUAUGGAGCUAGAUUUCGUCGUGAAGGACGACAAGCAAUUUGCGAAACAAAAAAAAAAUGGGCUUUGUUUAUGACCUAUAUCAAAACCGGAGUACUACAUAAUAAAAAUUAUGAAGAGACUUUUGCUGCAUGUGGGAUUGUAUUUUAUGCUUUACGAUUUCGCUUCAAAGAAAUACAAGAAAAUUUUUGUGAAAAAAUUAAUUCAUCUUUUAAGACUAACAUUGAUAUACAAACAGCUAAACAAAAAGUUGGUGAUAUAUCUGCAUUAAUAUCUGCUGCAUCUGUAUUUGUUAUUACACGACGAGUAGAACAAGUUUGGAAACAAAUGGUUUCAGCAUUUAGCGUUAAUGAGCCAAUUUUAAUUGUUGGAGAAGUCGGUUGUGGUAAAAGUGAAACUGUUACCGCUUUGAUGCUCUUAAUUCAAAAAAAAUUAUUUUCAUUAACAUUUUCACCCGAAACAGAUCCAUCAGAUCUUGUUGGACAAUUUAUUCCAGUUGGAAACAAUUCAAGUAAUAACGGCAAUCUUGUCGAUUGGAGUAAUGGUAUUGUAACAGAUGCUAUAAAACAUGAUGCUGGACUUUUACUUGAUAAUUUAAGCGAUGCUGAUUCAUGUGUAUUAGAAAGAUUAAAUUCAUUAUUAGAGCAACCGUCUGUUUGGGUAUUAACUGAAAAAGGUGAUACAGAACCAAUGAAAAUACCAAAAAACUUUAGUAUAAUUGCAACAAUGUCUCCAACAGGUGAUAGCGCAUCAAAAGCAGCAGGCAUUGGUGGUGAACUUUCACCAGCACUUUCAAAUCGUUUUAUAACAAUAUAUAUGCCAUCAUUAAAACAAAUUGAGUCUGAAUCUAUGAAUGAAUCACUUAAUGAAAUAAGUAUGAUUGUUCAAAGAUUGUUAGGAGAUUCUUCUGACAACAUUACCAUAGCUGCUUCAUUAUGGAUGGAACUUCGCAAAGUUGCUGAUCAACAUGGACAGUCACAAAUUUUUAGUUUUCGGACAAUGAUUCGAUUAUUCGAUUGUACAUACAAACUUCGAGCUCAUACACCAGAACUGACUUUAAAGGAUGCUCUUUAUCAUGCAUUUGUUGCUACGAUUCAAGAACAAAUUAAUACAACUAAUCAAUUGCAUAAAAUACUAGAUGAAGUUGUGCAUAAAGAGCUUCAAAUAGCUAGUGACACUGGAACUCAAACAAAACCGAAUUUAUCAAAAUUUUUCAAUAAAAACGAAAGUUCUUCGGAACAUGUCCUAUCAAAUAAUCGUCUUCUUCAUGCAGAAACCUGUGGAAAAUGUAUUAUUAGUAAUUAUCCAGUUCUAUUGGAAGGCCCACCAGCAGUUGGUAAAACAUCACUUAUUGUGCAUUUAGGAAAAAAAUUAAUGGGAACAGGUAUGAGACUUGAACGAGUCAAUAAUUCUAAUACAACAUCUGUUCAAGACUAUAUUGGAUCACUUGUACCGUUUGGAACACAUUUUGAAUUUCAACCUGGCUCUCUUGUACGUGCAAUGAAAGAUGGACAUUGGUUUUUAGCAGAUGAACUUAAUUUAGCUGAUCCAUCUGUAUUAAGUAUUAUUUUAACAGUUCUUGAUCGAGGUGAAAUUCGUAUACCUGGAACUGGUGAAUUUAUUCAAGCUCAUGUACAAUUUCGAUUUUUUGCCACACAAAAUCCAGCUGGAUCUCAAUUUAAAGGUCGUAAUUGUUUACCACCUAUUUUACGUAGUCGAUUUAUAGAAGUACAAGUAGAUGAUUUUACUCAGGAGGAGCUCGUUAAUAUUUUAAAGAAACGUGUUGAAAAACCAUUGAUUGGCAUUCCAAGAUUAAUUUCAAGUAAUGAACUUUCUAUGCAUUCUAAUAUUGCAACUGUCAUGGCAUCUAUGUAUGUUACUCUUCGAAAUAAUCCAAAUCUACACGCAUAA
This is a messenger RNA of Rotaria sordida, 4899 nucleotides long. The record is from the annotation of a GenBank genome assembly. Lineage: Eukaryota; Metazoa; Rotifera; Eurotatoria; Philodinida; Philodinidae.